UGAAAAGGCAGUUUUGAUUAUUUCUUCUUAUCACGUUUUAAUAUUUCUUCACAUGUUUAUUUAUCAUAGCACGGUAUGUAGAUAUAACUCGUUAACAACACCGCGCCUGUGGGAUUGUGUCAGUGUAUUGAUGUGCUCAUUACCGCAUACUGGAGUAAAGUAGAUUGCAUACUGAAUACAGUCACUGUGACCAAGAUGGACCAGGGUGAUAGUGAUCGCCUGAGGGCUCGGUUUUCAGACAACAAACAUGAAAUUUCUGAAACAAGAGAGACGUGUGCAUGCAUAUUGAGACGUCUACAGCUACUUCUGGAAAGACCACACAUAUGCUUAUGCACAGAUGAACUAUUACAGGCAAAAGAAGAUAUUGGUAGGCUUGAGAUUAAAAUCCAAUGCCUUGAAGACACACACACGGAGAAUGAACGGCGGUGUUCAGAACAGAAGACACAAGUAUCAGAGCUAAACAGUAGUUUGACAUUAUUACAAAACGAAUUAACAUGUUUAAACUGUGCUGAUGAUUCAGUUGCAAACGAUGAAAAUGUUCCUGUUUUGGAAGAUAAAAACAAUACUGCUGCUAAUACUGCUGCUGAUAUUGCAGCUCACACAGAAGACGACACUAAACUAUUCAAAGAAAAUGAACGUAAUACCACCCAAGGAAUCGAAUCUCAUCAAAGCAAGGUAUCUCUUGAUAUCAAAAAUAAAAUCGACACAGCACUUGGACAUGAAACGAAAACUGCUAACACCACGUCAAAAAUCAACGCGUUUGCAACAGCAGAAAAUAAAACUGAUCAGGCAUCAAGAAAUGAAAGGCCCAGUGAGGCUCCUGCUCGAAGUAAAGUGGAAGUUGUUCGUCAAAGAUACCAGGGCCGCAAAUUAGAUAUGAUGGAUUGGCAUUCCCUCAUGAGUCAAGAGAUGGAAGAAGGGGAGGCAUCUGGAAUUAAAGAUCUUGGAGGCGUUCAUAACGUUAUAUUGCUUGAUAUCUCUGAGAGUAUGGAGGGAGCAUGGCCGCAAGUGACAACUUUCUUCAACGAUUAUUUAUCCGGUUUAGAGGUUUUAUCAAGUCAAGGUCUAGAUGUAGAACACGUUGCUUUAGUUACGUUUGGACAUGAAACCAAAGUUCAACAAAGGUUAACGAACACAUACAGGAGUCUGAAAACGGCGUUCAGCCGACUAAAGGUAGGCGGACCAUCGCCACUCACGGCAGGGUUAAUGAUGACGUUUGCAGCGGCUGGAUCGUCUAAUUACCAAGCCUGUGUUAUACAUGGCAUGAUAGUGCCAACAAGGGUGAUUAUUAUCACGGAUGGUGAGCCUACUGAUACCUCUCUCUACAUGGGACCCGAUGAAGCUACUCCUUCAAAAUUAGAUGAGACCAGAAGUCAAGUGAUAAAAGAAAUGGAACAGGCAAGGAAGAUCUACUUAGAUGUUUUCUUUGUUCCAGUUGGUAAGGCUAACCAUGAGUUCAUCAACCUGAUGGCAGCAGUUGUAAAUGGAAAGGUGAUUUCACACCAGGAUGGCAAUCAGAUGUCAAAGAGAACGUUUCUGACGCUUCAGUGUGGUCCUCUUGGCGGUUUCAUGUCACCUUCACUCUCUUUGUCAGAAAGAGACAAGAGUGACAUAAAAGAAAUAAAAGAGAAAUCGAUAUCCGUAGAAAAUGUUAUGAAAAACCCAAGUGACAAUCGUGAUUCUUACAAGGAGAGGUCGGACUGUGAUUUACCCGUCCCGGGGUCAAGAGUAAGAAGAGGCCUAGAUUGGCCUUACAAGGGUGACCACAGCCAAGGGCUGGCCGGGACGAUCGUUGGACAUUGCGAUGAUGAACCACACGUGUUUGUGGACUGGGAUACACCGGGCUCCUACCUGUUCCACUAUCGCUACGGACAAGGUGGUUCUUAUGAGGUCAUCUUAGUGGACGAACAACGGCGUCUUGACGUCGGUGAAAUUAUGGCCGUAGGCUGCCAUGUCAAACCAGGCCCGGGAUGGAAGAGUUCAAACACAGUUAUUGGCCUGCAAUGUGUCGGUGUUGUGUUGCGUCUUCACAUGACUGGUGCGGUCCCAAAGGCACUGGUACGUUGGGAGAACGGUGCAAUGGGAGAAUACUCGUACAUGACAGGAAGCCUUUCGUUACCGGAAAUUCAACUUGUGAUCGAUGGCACACCAGCAAACAAACCACAGGAUUUAAAGCCUGUCAAUAAACAAGCUAGAAACAAAAACAAACAUUAGUAGCACCUGUGCGCAAAGAAGUUGUAGCCCUCCUGUGUCAAGACGGUCGUUAUACUCCUGUUUCAAAUAAUAUGUAGAUCUUCUGCGUCAAAGAACUAGUAAUACUGAGUAAAACAUAUGCGUUUUAAACUUGCUGUCUUGUUGUCUCUCUUAUG
Molecule: messenger RNA, 2369 nt
Organism: Mya arenaria
Lineage: Eukaryota; Metazoa; Mollusca; Bivalvia; Myida; Myidae
Exons: 19
Coding region: 196-2214 (672 amino acids)
Molecular function (GO): ubiquitin-protein transferase activity; metal ion binding
Source: RefSeq, a predicted model, not a curated record